Serinus canaria (Common canary) is the source of this 888-nucleotide messenger RNA. Its product is annotated as oligodendrocyte transcription factor 2. The record is from RefSeq and is a predicted model, not a curated record. The coding region runs from base 1 to 888 and encodes 295 amino acids. The transcript has a single exon. Gene Ontology annotation, biological process: myelination; oligodendrocyte differentiation; regulation of DNA-templated transcription. NCBI's taxonomy places the organism in Eukaryota, Metazoa, Chordata, Aves, Passeriformes, Fringillidae. Gene Ontology annotation, molecular function: DNA-binding transcription factor activity; protein dimerization activity.
AUGGACUCGGACGCCAGCCUGGUUUCCAGCCGCCCGUCCUCCCCGGAGCCCGAUGACCUCUUCCUCACGGCCAGGAAUAAAGGCAGCGGCGGGGGCUUCACGGGCGGCACCGUGUCCAGCUCCACGCAGAGCGACUCCCCGCCGGAGCUGAGCGCCGAGCUGCGCAGCGCCAUGAGCGCUGCGGGGGUGGUGGUGGUGGACAAGCUGGGCUUCAAGUCCUCGUCGUCCUCUUCCUCCUCGUCCUCCUCUUCCUCCUCCAAGAAGGACAAGAAGCAGAUGACGGAGCCGGAGCUGCAGCAGCUGCGGCUGAAGAUCAACAGCCGGGAGCGCAAGCGGAUGCACGACCUGAACAUCGCCAUGGACGGGCUGCGGGAGGUGAUGCCCUACGCGCACGGCCCGUCGGUGCGCAAGCUCUCCAAGAUCGCCACGCUCCUCCUGGCGCGCAACUACAUCCUUAUGCUCACCAACUCCCUGGAGGAGAUGAAGCGCCUGGUCAGCGAGAUCUACGGCGGCCACCACGCCGGCUUCCACCCCGCCGCCUGCCCCGGCGGCAUGGGCGCGCACUCGGCGCCGCUGCCCGGUCACCCGGGCCACCCGGCCUCGCACCCCGUGCACCACCCCAUCCUGCCCCCCGCCGCCGUCUCCAGCGCCUCCCUGCCCGGCUCCGGCCUCUCGGCCGUCAGCUCCAUCCGGCCCCCGCACGGGCUCCUCAAGUCGCCCUCGGCCGCCGCCGCCGCCGCCGCCGCCGCCCCGCUGGGCAGCGGCUUCCAGCACUGGGGGGGGAUGCCGUGCCCCUGCAGCAUGUGCCAGGUGUCGGCCCCGCCGCACCACCACGUCUCCGGCAUGGGCACGGCCAGCCUGCCCAGAUUAGCCACCGACACCAAAUGA